Molecule: messenger RNA, 4660 nt
Organism: Oncorhynchus mykiss (rainbow trout)
Lineage: Eukaryota; Metazoa; Chordata; Actinopteri; Salmoniformes; Salmonidae
Product: transmembrane protein 266
Cellular component (GO): plasma membrane; dendrite
Molecular function (GO): voltage-gated channel activity
Source: RefSeq, a predicted model, not a curated record
UUCCGAAACGAUAAAAACGUAAAGCCUAUGGACAUGGAGAAAGGCAGCUCGGGCAUAAAGCUAUAGGCCUACAAAUCAAGUGAGGUGACUGUACCUCAGUUUUCAUUCGGUUAUCAGGAUUUGGAACUAGAAUCCACAGAGAGCAAACAUGUGAGUCGUGACCGAAGCAAGCAAUGACAAUGUUAUAGCUUCGAUACUGACACUAUUCGGCAUGAAAAUAAACGGCAAUGUUUUUGACGUUGUUUCGCAGGGAUUAUGCUACUAUUCUCGGUUUUGAAAGGGAGAGAGCAGCGCGGCACUAGAGAAGCCGGAGGUUAAUCACGUUUUCAGCACCGAGACAGCUCCUUGUGGAAGAGGUCUAUAUUCGGCAGCAAGGAGUCCCUUCCGCGAUCGCGGGGGAAGCCCUCAACCCUCACUAGCAAUUUUGGAGCGGUGUAGCCAACAACACACACAACGCUCUGACCUUUCUUUCUCCACUCUCCAAUUAUGCUGGUUAUUUGGUGGUCAAUCAGGGACACUUAAUAUAAUCUUGCUGAACGACGAUGGUGCUUGCAUUUCGGCUCCAGUCUUUUCGUUUUACAAAGGAUUCUAAGCAGCAGCGGCAGGGGUGCUUGUCCAAUGUAAAAGUGCUAAGGAAGGCAGCAGCCUACACAUCGCCACGAGCUUGGAGCACGAGCCUCACUCGUGCUGAUCAUCACAGAGGGAGACAUUAUCACGAGCACGCGGCCAACGGGAGGCUCGAUUAGACUGUCAACAAUGUAAAUCAAGACAGGUUCAACAUGAGUCCAGCAGAGUAUAUCUGGUGUGGUGAUCUCAGAAGCUAAGAGAGAUAGCCUGACUGAGAACUGAGUGAAGAUCAUAGCCUCCUCCUCUUCCUCUCUCCAUCACCAUCCACCAACAUGGCUAACCCUCAUGACGUGGUGGAGCAGCAGGCUGGAGGCCUAUCAGACCUGGAGAUCAUCUCCCAGCCAGACCCAGUGGAGGAGCAUGGUGUGCAGGAGAUGGACCCUUCCUGCAUGGCUCCUGUCCAGCUGGUCAGCUUCGGCUACAGGGACCUUCCUCUGGCCCACCUGGACCUCUCCCUGGCCGGAUCACAGCUCCUCUCUAACCUGGAUGAGGACGACAACAGGGAAGGGUCUAACUGGUUGAAGCCGUGCUGUGGGCGGAGGGUAGCCCUGUGGCAGGUGUGUCUGCUCAGUGCAGGCUUCAACUGUUUCCUGGUGGCCCUGGUCAUCCUGGUGGUGGUCUUCUUGACCCUGGAACUCCUCAUAGACACCAAGCAUCUACAAUUUGCCAAUGCUAUUCAAUUUGCCAGCGUCAUCCAUUGGAUCAGCCUUGCCAUCCUUUCACUCUUCUUCACUGAGACUGUCUUCAGGAUUGUAGUCCUUGGGAUUUGGGACUACAUUGAGAACAAAGUAGAGGUGUUUGACGGGGCAGUCAUCGUAUUGUCCCUGGCCCCUAUGGUAGCCUCCACGGUAGCCAACGGCCCCAGCAGUCCCUGGGACGCCAUCAGCCUCAUCAUCACCCUGCGCAUCUGGAGGGUCAAGAGAAUCAUCGACGCCUAUGUGUUGCAGGUGAAGGUGGAGAUGGAGCUGGAGAUCCUGCAGUGUGAGAAGAUCAAGGCUGUCAGGGAGGAGCAGCUGGAACGACUCACACAGAUCUGCCAGGAGCAGGCAUUUGAGAUCAGACAGCUCCGGGCCCACCUGGCCCAGCAGGACUUGGACCUGGCUGCAGAGCAGGAGGCUGCUAUGCAGAUCCACCACGUGUGGGGCAAACAGAGGAGCAGCUACCAGGUGGUGGAGAGCCAGGGCCCUGGGGAGUCUGACGAUGAGGGACAUGGAGUCCUCAGGGAGACCCCAGCAGAUCCUGUUGUCCAUCAUGACGACAUGAACAACUAUAUCAGCCAGUACUAUAGUGAACAAAGUAGUGACAUGGGGGGUCUUCGUGUCAUCACCACGGCAGCCAUCGAUGUCCACCUCCCUAAGACCCAUUACCCCGCCCACAACAAUCCUCUGCUGGGCGUGGAGCAAAUGAGCAGCGCUGUGAGUGACACUUCCACCAGCGUAUCACGGUCCAGCAGCAGUCUGACUGCCCGCCCCCAUAGCCUGAGCAGCCACACCCUGCGCUCGUCUACUACGGACUGCAGCAGCAACGCCACGGCCAGGGACUACCACACUCAGGCUAGGAACUACAAUUCCCAUACCAAGGCCCGGGGGCCUUAUCUGGACUACAAGUCCCAGAAGCAGACCCAGGAAAGGGACUUUAACACCGAGCACUCCAACACCCAGGGCCAGCGCUGCUUCCUCCUGCCCUACUGCAGCCCUCUGGGCCUCGGUCUGACCUCAGCCCAGCCUCCCCUUCCACAGGACCCCAGCGUGGUAGUCCAGGAGCUGCUCUCGUCCCUAUCUGAAGACUCCUGUCUGGCCCAGAAAGGCCUGGUGGACCCAGUUAACCUGAAGCUUCCCAGUCCUGCCGGCUCAGCCAAGGCCAGCCCAGAGCUGGAGCACAGAAUCAACAUCUACAACUGGAAGAAUCAGGAGGAGAACCAGUACCAGAGCCGGGGCCAGAGACAGGGCCGAGCCGCAGCCACUGUGCUCCUACAGACUAAGCCUCUCAUCCACCUGCAGGGCGGAACUCCUGAGUCCUCUUUGGAGGAGAAGUAUAGGCUACUGGGCCCUGCUGAUGGUCCACUGGGCCGUCUGCCUGAUACAUAGGGUUGAUUCACACUACUGAGCUAAGCCAAGCCGAACUGAGCUGCAUUGUGCUGGCCUGGUUAUGCAUCCACCAUAGUUGUUUGAACCGUGCUGGAAAGGACAUGUGAAAAGAAUAUGUCAGAGCCAGUACUGGUUGGCUCGGGUCGGAACAACAGUGUGAAAAGGGCAAUAGUUCAUCCCAGAGGACAGAGCAUACAGCUCAAGACAGAACUGACUGACCUGGCUUCUCCAAAUCCUCAUGCUUCAAACAAAGUCAGAGCCUGGUCCAAGAUCAAACCUGGUGUUACAAAGACCAUCUGUUAGCAAGACAGCACAAACAGAUCUGGGGCUAGGCUACCGCUCUCAUGUUAGUCUUCCCUUCUCUGUGGGGCUCCGGACAGAGACAGACAGACAGAUCUGGGGCUAGGCUACCGCUCUCAUGUUAGUCUUCCCUUCUCUGUGGGGCUCCGGACAGAGACAGACAGACAGACACAACCCUCCUCGACCUCAAUCUUGGGGUGACUUAGAAUAAUUCACAUUUGCACAACAAUGACCCAAUGAGGACAGAGGGGACAUGUGUGGGCCUAGAAAGAACCAUCAUCAGGAAAUCCCACUUUAAAUGGGGCCCCAAAUGUGAAACAAAACAGUUUGAAAUAAAACCAGCAAUGGGCCAUAUUCAAGCCUUUACAGAACAAGCCUAUUCAAGUGUUCCUAUGUUAACUACAAGACAGAUUUGACAUGGGAUUUCUCUAAGUUGGGUGGGAGUGGGAGUGGGAGUGGGUGGUGUUUUUGCUUUUUAUUUGAAUUAGCUACUGUAAGUGUGCAGUUCUCUCUGCUCUAACAACCAAGCCACAGGGUGCUUUCUCUGGACAAACUGUCUGUGCCAAAUAAACAGACACUUUCUUACUAUACUUUUGUCUUUCUAUAACAGAGAUAAAGAGGUUUGUAUUGAAGUAGAGGAACAUCAACCAUAUCAAGCCUGGCAUUUUCUAGCCAGACGGAAAUGACGGAGGAAUUAAAAGUAUGAGGAUAGGUAGUGAAUGGCCCUAAAGGAUCCCAAGAGGUCCAGCAUAAGAAAAGCAUGUGAAUCUGAUUAUGAGCUGUGAUGGAGGAUUGGUGUUUUAGAUUGGAGUGCUGGUAGCAUGAACCUUUCUUUAAAAGAUCUGCAGCCUGAACAUGGCUAGCCAAUCCUGUGCACUUUAAUCUUUACAGAUGUUUUGUAAACUUAAUAUGUGGGGAACUCAUUGCCAAAAUGCAGGUGGUGCCAUUCAAAUAAUAAAUAAACCUUUGUAACAUUAACAAUACUGUGGUCCCAUUUUAUUGCUUUCAGUUGUACAUGAGCCAUGCCAUUUUAAAUUAUAAUAUUUUGUACAUUGGUAGCAGAGAUUUUCAUAUUCAGUCUAAUAUUCAUUAGUUGUUACCAAGGGAUAUGAUGUAUAUAUGGAUGCCCUUUACAAAGCAAUACAUGAAAUGACACAGUAGAAUACAUACCAAACCAAAAAGUACUACGAUGUAUUUGAGAUAGAAUCCUCUACAUUAAUAUGAAUGAGUUUGUUUUACAUGUGGGCUCUUUAUCAGAUAUGACUGAGCCUUCCCAUUGGCUCCAGACUCUACAACAUCACCCUACAACACUUCUGCAUUAGCAACUGUCAACUUAUUUGCAUAUCGCUCUGAAAGGAAAUAAAUUAUUCAUAUCUAUUACCAUUGGAGAGACCUGUCGCAACAAAAAUGUAAUUGGUUAACGAGGUUUGUCAUUAUAAAUGUCUGGUAAUGAGGAUUAAACCCCCUAAUUAACUUUCGAUCAAAUAAUUAAUUUAGGACAUAAACUACCCAUUUUGUUUCUUGUCAAGUGUUUACAAGUAAAUUGUAUGUUUAAUUGUUAAUUAAUAACAAGGCCUAAGUGUUUCAGAAGUAUUCAUUAAGACAUGGGGACAGUAAAGUGGGGGUUGGGUCUAAUGUUAUUUGAG